Messenger RNA from Oncorhynchus gorbuscha (pink salmon), 1176 nucleotides. Its product is annotated as glutathione S-transferase C-terminal domain-containing protein-like. Bases 100 to 333 code for a protein of 77 amino acids. The record is from RefSeq and is a predicted model, not a curated record. NCBI's taxonomy places the organism in Eukaryota, Metazoa, Chordata, Actinopteri, Salmoniformes, Salmonidae. The transcript has 2 exons.
CUGUGCUCUCCCUCAUCUCUCUCUCUGUGCUCUCCCUCCAUCUCUCUCUCUGUGCUCUCCCUCCACCGCUCUCUCUGCUCUCCCUCCAUUUAGGAGCACAUGAUCCUCUGCCGCUUCGCAGACCAGACAGCUGUCCAGCUGCCUUCAGAACGACGCUUAAUAGGUAAACAGUGCAUGGGCCUGGUGGACCUGGACCGCUCCUGGGCAGCAGAGACUCAUGGGUACUCUGUCAGGGUGAUGACCAUGGAGCCAGACAGCUGCUCCCCCAAGAACAACAUGCUGGUGGGUGUUGCUGGAGGCGGGGCUGGAGGGGACAACUAUGCCACACAGUAAACCAGAGGCAUGUUCAGUUGGCACCCAAAGGAAGGUUGAAAAACAAAAGGAACUACCUCGACUUGUCCAAUAAGAAGACAGAUUUACGUUUGUUGUUGCAAAAUGGUUUGCUACGGUUUGCCCUAAUGAUCACGACCCAGGGUUGUGUUCAGUCGGGAGAAAACGUCUUGAAACCAAGUGAAUCAGGGAGGGAGGAACUUGUAAGAAGAACAUAGAACAGGACCCGACAUACAGUCAGUUUCAAACUGAGAAUACAGCACUGUAAGGAAACAAAAAGCAUCAGUCGCUGGACCAAGAUACUAAGUAAAAUCAAUCAUCUCGGAGGAGUUGAGGGAUUUGUCUUGAGAUCAGAGAAGAAUGAAUCACCCUGGUUGAAUUGAUGAUGAUGAUAUUUGACCUACAAUCAAGAAAAAGCCCGUUAGACCCUUUUCCCUAAUGAUGAUCUGGGGCAGGUGUCCAAGUGUUUCAUUCUCUUGGAAUGGUUUUAUGGGUAUUGGAACUGAGCAAUGUCUUUAUUUGAUCCCUUAAAUGAGUUUUAAUGAGCGGGCAAUUAUGUGGAUAUUGAAUGAAUAAACCCCCUGGAACAUGAGUAUAUUCCAGAAGUCUUGUACAAUGUUUAUUUUGAACCAUUGACUUUGCUCUAUUACUUCAUCCACACCAGGACUCGCAACUGUUGAUUUGAUAUACAUUUAGGUCACUGCAUUAUGUAGCUGGAUUGAUAUUUUAGUUCUGUUUCAAACCUUAGUUCUGUUUCAAAAGUGUCUUAACUCGUAAAGCCUGCUUCUUUACCAUUUCUAUUUUUUUUGCCAAAACCAUUCUUGUCUGCCCCAACAGGAUUUACAU